AUGCUGACACCAAGCUGCCCCAAUGUCACCCGCACGUUCUACCCGUUCGGCGACACCCCCGCUGUGUGUCUGACGGAGAACAUCCCGCCGGACAAAAUGGGCGAAGGGAAGCCGGUAGACAUCCUGCUUCUCGGGUCGGGCGACAUACGAAAUGUGUUCUUCACAACGCACAUGGACAAAACCCGCCAGUUGGAUAUCACUUGUUGCGAUGUCGAUCGAUUGGUGAUUGCGCGCAACAUCCUCCUGCUCACCCUGCUUAUCGACCCUGACUUCAACAUCAACCCCUCCUCUUCUUACGCACCCGGCUUACCUCACCCGCCGCCCACGUCUGAUGAUCUCUUUGCCAUUUACUACCACCAGCACCUUCCCGAGAACCUCGGCUGGCUCAUUCGCUCGCAAGCCAUGAGGCUGCGCCUUAUCGGCUCAACAAUGUCAACGUGGAACGCAAGUCCCUACGGUCGUGGUCAGGAAUUUCAACCCUAUCCUUCUAUGUCAAAGAGCAAAAAGAAGAAAGGAAAGGGAAAACAGAACGCCAAAGACCCCAUCGGAGAUGCCCACAACUCAAGCAACCCCACAAGCGGCAUCCGCUUCACGGACUCGGGCACUUUAAAGAUGCUCACCCAAAUCUGGGACGCCUGGUUCUGUCGACCCGACUCCGCUCAGCAGGAGGCUCUAUCAGAUGGCCUUUUCAAGCGUCUCGGCACCGCUGUGCUCAAAAGGGAGCAAGAAGAGGUGGGAGUCCCUUACGCCGCUACGAGAGCGGCUGCAUGCUCGUUCAAAGCUGCGAUGCCGGUAGGCUUGGAGGCGACUUUCCACGCGACAGUGGCAAACGAGGAUUUCUGGCGGUGGGGAGCAACGGGUUCAGAGGAGAGAUAUGACGAAGAUGAGGAUACAGACGAAAGCACGGAUACCGAUUCUGAGUUGGAGGACAACAUGAAAAAGCAGAAGAAGGCAGACAAGGGAAAGGGGAAGGAAAAGGAGAGGGUGCCUUCGAAUGAAUCCAGAAAACAGGCUCAGGAGAGACGGAAGAAGACGACAAAGAGAAGCACCGACACGCUCCAACGCCGAGUGAUCAACCCUCUCUUCACCACCCCCUCCCCCGGCGUCCGCAUCGAUCAUUCUUGCGACCCUCUCCAAGGCUUCCAUCUCGCACCUGCCUACCUCCCCAUUGUCGGCCAGCCACCUCCAGACGAAGGAUUAUCCCAACUGGAACGCCUCGAGGCGGUCGCCAAACAAGAAUUUGCCGACUGGUGCAACUCUUUUCGCCGUGCGUGGCACAAAGGCCGCAUCACCCUCCGUUUCUUCAUCGGCGAUGCGCUCGCUUUUGCGCAUACCCUUCAGCACCACAAGGCGGAAGACCUUGGGUAUCCCAUGGACACGACUUUUGGCAACUGGUAUCGCUUCCGGGAUUCAUUCGAUCCUCUGAUCCUCGACAGCGAUGAUUACCGCAUAGUGCCGAGUGAGUCGAACAGGUCUCCAGCGCCUAUAUCCUUUCACGUCAUUGAUACUUCAUCUCUGGCCGACGAUCUCGGAGCACUUAACGUGCUCAUCGCCGCCUCUCCCCUCCUUGAAAAUCGACUGGCAGCAACACUGUACACCGAGCACACACUUCCCCUGCCUCGGCCUUCCGACAGCAACGAUGCGAGGCUGGGACCAAAGACACCCCAAGAGGUAGCAGACACUCUCCUCCAUGGCGACCUCCUCACAAUGUCCCUCCUCCUUGGUCUGUCGCCAGUAGAAUACUACACAAACACUUAUCCCUCUCCUCCGCCACCUACUUUCUCUUCCCCUUAUUCCACCUCUGCCCCAGCACCACCCUCUCUCGGAACGCCGAGUCCUCCUCCUCCUCCCGCUUUUGGUGCCUCCCCGGCGCCCUCCUCAACCCCAACCACCACUCCAGCCACCGCUGCACAGUACUUCAACCAGCGCCUAACCUGGAAGCGGCCCGUCUACCACCACCCCACCGACGGCAGCGGCAGGGACUGGACCAUCAGCGACAAGAACAACAUCUGGCCUGGCCCCAGUCCCGUCCUGCGUGAGGUGAUGGAAGAGUUUGCAAGGGAUUUCGAGGAAUUCGAGAAAACGACAAGGGAGCUUUCUGAACAUUUGAAGGCUCUGAAGGCAGAAGAGUGCGAAAAAGAAGAAGAGGAGGAGGAGGACAAAGAGGUGGAACAGGGAAAAGGAAAAGGAAAAGGCAAGGCGAAGAAGAAAAAGAAACCUCAGAAGAAGAAGACCACCGCCAAGGCAGAUAUCCCGGAACAUGUACGCAACAUCCCCCCGGAAAUACGUGAGGAGAUGCUUGAUUCCAGGGCGUUUCAGCAAGCGGCAUUCGUGCUAAGGGACCUCGAGCUCCGGCGUGAAUUCCGCAACCAGAAGGAGAGGUGGGAAAACAUGCGGACGGAGAUGCCACUGCGCAAGAUCCGGUUUCAAGCUGAUGAGCUUGUGGAGUUUCUGCUGCAAGUUUACUCGAGGAUGUAUGAGUCGAGGUACUUGUUUGAGAGAAAAACCGAUGGCGAUGGCGAUGGCCCAGGUGACCCAGGUGUUGAAGGAAGUACUCACAGGCAUGGAGUGGGCUUCAGGUUGCUAAGUCCAAGGACAUGCAAUCGGGCGACUUUUGCGUCGCUUCUGAAGAUUGUUCAGGAGCGAGUGGUCAUCCUCGGCGAUCCACUGCCAACCACUGAUCCGUCUGAGGAUGAGUCCAUCGGGCAGAUGGAUUUCACGGAAUUUCUGGACGAAAUGAGAAAGACGUCUUCUGAGCCCGACAGAGAUUCGGUUAAUGGAGAGAUUAGUGAGAUCCUCGCCUCGACCAUAGAAGCCUGUCGUUCUUCUCCCGAUCCAUCCACUUCCACCAACUCGGCGGCAGUAACCGCAGACGGCGACGACGGCCAUCGCGACAGUGCCACAACUUCCAACUCCUCCGACCGCGACGCCAACGUCAAUCCCGAACGAUCAGACCCAUACGAGCCUUCCUCGUCCCCGGUUCCCAACCUCGUUCCCUGCUCUCGCUUCUCGGACUCAUCUGAGAGCGACUCAGAGUCAUCUUCCGCAUCCACUAUCAUCACCCCCUCAGCCGCCACGUUCUCCCCGUUCUUCUCAGCAUUGCCUUCGCGCCCGACCAUUGCCUGGCACCAUACGAUGGAGGUGAUGAUUGAAUCCCUCAAGCACUCCCUCGUCAACUAUGUCGAAACCCAAGGAUCCUUCGACCAAGAGCUCUGCACCAUCCUCCACCAUUUCGGUGCCUACUCCUCGCCUGAGCACGCCAUACCCGACCCCGACGCCCUUCUCAAACCGAGAGUGUACAACCCCGCCCACGAGGCAAUUCAUAGUGCCAGCAAGCACAACACAAGUCUCUACCAGUGGAUCAACAUUCCGAGCUCCCUCGCAGUUACUGUGCGGAUCCCCCGACACUCACUCCUCACUUUGAAAACCAUCAUGUUGAGUUUGGAGACAGGUUUGAACAUCUUGAGACCUGAAAUAGCUGGCGGAGGAAGGGGCAGGGGAAAGAUACCUGCACGAUACGUCCCGGCUUUGCAGGCUUGCAUCCGCCCUACGCAUGACCACGAAGAUAAACCUGUCGCCAACCUGCCUGGCCACUUGUUUGCUUCUCUGCAGACGGGGUUUGGCCAGCUCGAGACCAAAGGACGGCGUUUCACUCCUCGAUUUAGGCUCAACAUCGAGACAGAUCCCCUUGGGUGGGAAGGACAGAGCGACCUCUUCGUCAGCUUCAUGGUUCCUACCAGCAUCUUGUUGAUGGACGCAGUGACGGGGUUGGUCACCCUUGAAGUUGUGCCUACGAUUGGUCCCGAUGUUGCGGGGCGGAACGAACUUUCAUUCAUGGCAUCAGGAACUCUGAAGAUGAACCUAAAAGAGCCCGUGCCUCCCGCGGUCAAGACGAUGAUGACGGCCAAGCUGGACGAGAACCACCAACGCAUCAGUUCGAUCAGCACGCGAAUUACCUUCCUCACCGACCGUCUCCUGGAUAGACUGGAAAACAGGGAAUGCAAAAUCCGCUCCGUGCCGGUCACCCCUUGCUCUUAUCACCUCAUCAUCUCCAGAGACCCCACCGCUUCAUUCUUCUCCCACGGUUCCAACAACUCCCACUUGUGUCCUGUGAUAUUUCUCAUCGACAUUCCGCUCCCCACCAACCAUGAGAAGCAAAAAAUCCGCGCUGGCCGGUCCAAAGGCUUCAUCGACGUCGAAACUCCGAUCGAACCCUUCGCUUGGAGGACGUUCUUCACCCCAUCCUUCAUGCACCCCGUCCAUUUGGAGCAAAGCACUCAGAAACCCAUGAACUGGUCACUCCCAUAUCUGCAUUCCUCCAAUCCAUCUUCUCUAUCAUCCCCCUCGUCGUCUUCCGGUAAUCCUCUCGACACCCUUCCCCGCCUCUGCCAAAGUGGCCCUCUCAUCGGCUGCCUCCCGGACCCUUCCUUCCACAGCACUAACCGCUUCUGCCUCUGGUGGUUGCAGUUACAAAACCACCACUACCAGUUCUCCAGGCGCGAAGCCACAAUGCAUUCGCAUUUCUCUCAGAUCGCUGAUCCACUCCCGAAAAACGCUUCUCCCGAGGAAAAGGAGAAGCAGCUCAAGGAAAAAGACGAACAGUUUGCUAACGCUCUAAAUCGGUAUCUCAUAACAUCCGGCGAGCAUGCCAGGUUCGAGUUCAAAAUCACCUUGUCCACGCUGUUUGACAUGGCGGCCGGGAUCCUGAGGCCGAAGUCAGACUGGAGGCACAUAAAUCCGAAUAUCAUGUUGACGCCGGAUACUCAAUGUAGGAGCGUGUUUGCACUGUGCGACUUUGCUCCCAGCCAGAAGUCGCCGGAUUGCACUUGCCAUGAAAACUGUCUUGACUGCGGCAAGGAAAUGGGCAGCGGCACCGGCAGUAGUGUCAGUUGGAGCGAGGGUGCUGCCACUGGUAAUCAACCUGAACAUUCUAGACAUGGGAUGAGACGGAUCGUCAUCUUUAUUGCGAAAGACGGCAUCUGUCUGGACUUGGCUCAUGGAACGGUGAUACUGGAUACCGCUGUGCUGGUGAUCACCAAAGAGUUGCGCCAGAGCUUGCCCAGAUACUUGACAGACGGGAGCAUCGGCGACCCGAUGCCUAUUUAUAAUCAAUCCGUCAUGUCCCAGUCCAUGAGAACUUGGAAAGAGGCUCUGCCUGCUUUUGCUGAGCGGUGUCGCGGCCAUACAUGGGAGCAUGGACCAACUUGUGAGUACAAGAAGAAGCAGAGGGCACCGGUGGCGAACCAUGUACAGUCCCGGAAGGAUGACCCGGUGUUUUGCUCGUGUAGCAUGGGUAGACUGCCCAAGAGUUGGUCAGUGAGUGAAGACUAUCCAAUUCCACAAUGGGAGGAGAUCGGGCCGUAUCUUGUUAGAGCGGCCAUCAGUCUUCCGUUUGGAUGUCCAGGGCUUGGAGAACCGUAUCAGCACCCGAUGAGCUGGGAUCCUCUGCUCUACCCCCAUACUGGUCCAGUUACAGGUGUGACUCCUGGCGCUCCGGGUGCAGUUACAACUUCAGCAGCAGCAGCUCCGGGCAGAGCUCCCGUUUCGACUUCGACUCCGGCUCCGGCUACAACCGGCAUCAGCCAGCUCCCAUCUGCAAACAAGAUCCAAGCCAACCCCACAAGGUCAGCUCCGGCCUCAGUUCCGACUCGAGCGAUAGCCCCAACUGGCACUCGCUCGACCUUGUCCGCCAAAGCACUCGAAAUACGACCUCCGAAACCAGCCUCGACUUCAACUCCGGUUGCGGCUUCGACUGGCACUGGCUUGACUCAGGCCCAGGCCCAAGUUCUGGUGGCUAAAGCCGCUCGUUUGGCUCUGAAUCCGAAGCGGCCUUCAACCUCGGGUCAAUCUUCAGUUCAAGCCCCGUCUCCUGCUAGCACCAAGUCGGCUUCAGCUAAUGCCAAAUCCACACCCACCACGGCAACCACAAAGCCCACGGUGAGAUACAGGUGCAACUUUUGCAACGAGCCAAAGAACAGAGAGAAUGGAGGCGGCUUGAAUCAGUGCUCCAAGUGCAAGGAAGCACGGUAUUGUUCGAAGGAGUGCCAGGUGGCGGAUUGGAAGAGGCACAAGAAGGAAUGUGAUCUUGGUGCUGGUGCUAAUGCUGUAAAUGGCAAGCAGAAAGUGAAGGGAAAUGAGAAGCAGGAGGACAAGAAGAAUGGAAAGUAA
This is a messenger RNA of Neurospora crassa OR74A, 6168 nucleotides long. RefSeq lists its product as hypothetical. The record is from RefSeq and is a predicted model, not a curated record. The transcript is spliced from 3 exons. NCBI's taxonomy places the organism in Eukaryota, Fungi, Ascomycota, Sordariomycetes, Sordariales, Sordariaceae. Bases 1 to 6168 code for a protein of 2055 amino acids. Gene Ontology annotation, cellular component: nucleus. Gene Ontology annotation, molecular function: DNA-binding transcription factor activity, RNA polymerase II-specific. Gene Ontology annotation, biological process: regulation of transcription by RNA polymerase II.